UUUCACGCUAUAGAAAACUAACCUUAACAACACCUGGUCAAGAAAUGUUUCUUUUCCUUUUUUUUCCCUAACAACGUCAAUCCAAAUAUCAACAAUGUCUGACAACAAGGAAAAGGUCCAAGUCGAAGAACAGGAAGUUCACAGAAUCAGAAUUACUUUAACCUCCACCAAGGUUAAGCAAUUGGAAAAGGUCUCUGCUAACAUCCUCAGAAACGCCAACACCUACAAGUUGAGAGUUAAGGGUCCAGUUAGAAUGCCAACCAAGAUCUUGAACAUCACCACCAGAAAGACUCCUAACGGUGAAGGUUCUAAGACCUGGGACCACUACGAGUUGAAGAUCCACAAGAGAGUUAUCGACUUGGAAGCCCCAGCUCAGGUUGUCAAGAAGGUCACCCAGAUCACCAUUGAACCAGGUGUGGAUGUUGAAGUCACCAUCGCUGCUUAAAUUUCCCCUUAACCCUUUGGUUUUGGUAAUUUAACAUCAUGGUUCUUGUGCGUUAUGUGUCUCCGUUCUCAUGAUAGUGAUUGAUUUUCGCAUUUUUCGGCCCGCCGUUGCACGGCUCCCCGUGUUCUGUCUCAUCCAAUUUCUCUAGGCGUACCGUGUAUUGUAAUGAUACACUGACGUUGCGGUUAGCUAUCAGCAAUUGGUGAAAUGGUUAUGGCGUGUGUUGUGAUUUGUGGUUUCUUUUAUUGCGUAUAUGUGUAAUGAAUAAGAAUUGUCGGUUUAAAAAAGUGGGGAAAGAUAGAUUUCACGUGGAGAAGUAGGACAUUAUCCGACCAUGUUGCACCUAAAGCAGGUGUUACAUUAAAGUUAUCAAUGCGACUAUGACCACAGGCUAUGCCCUGUUUUAUACGCUAAU
Babjeviella inositovora NRRL Y-12698 is the source of this 860-nucleotide messenger RNA. RefSeq names its product 40S ribosomal protein uS10 (gene RPS20). The record is from RefSeq and is a predicted model, not a curated record. The coding region runs from base 95 to 445 and encodes 116 amino acids. Gene Ontology annotation, molecular function: structural constituent of ribosome. The transcript has a single exon. Lineage: Eukaryota; Fungi; Ascomycota; Pichiomycetes; Serinales. Gene Ontology annotation, cellular component: cytosolic small ribosomal subunit; ribosome. Gene Ontology annotation, biological process: translation.